UCCUCGUCCAUGGUGGGUCUUUUCAGGCUGCAAUGGAGUCUCUGAGACUGGUGCUGGGAAGAAUUGCAGCGGCUGGGCUGAAACUGCACCCAGAAAAGUGCCACUUUAUGCAGCGGGAGGUGGAGUUCCUGGGCCACCGAGUGAACGGUGAGGGCAUCAGCACGCUGGAGGAGAAGGUCCGCACCAUUAAAGAUUGGCCCAGUCCAAGGGACCAGAAGCAGUUGAAAAGCUUCUUGGGGCUGGCCUCGUACUACAGACGGUUCGUGAAGGGAUUCUCUUGCAUCGGGGCGCCCUUAUUCCACCUCCUUAAAGACAACCAACCCUUCCUCUGGUUGCCGGAUUUUCAGGAGGCGUUCUGCAGCCUAAAAAGAGCCCUCAUGAAUGCUCCUGUUCUCACCCCGCCAGAUCCAGCCUUACCUUUUGUGCUGGACACAGACGCAAGUAAUGUCGGCAUGGGGGCGGUGUUGUCUCAGGUGGGGCCGGAAGGUGAGCAAGUGGUGGCCUAUUUCAGCCGCACUUUCAACAAGAGUGAACGACGCUAGUGUGUUACCAGACGUGAACUGCUAGCAGUUGUUUUGGCUACACGCCAUUUCAAGUAUUACCUGUGUGGCGUGCCUUUCACCAUCAGGACAGAUCACGCUGCACUACAGUGGCUGAUGUCAUUCAAGGAACCAGAAGGCCAAGUAGCACGGUGGCUGGAGGAGCUGUAGGUGUUUCACUUCACUGUGGUACAUCGGGCUGGGGCUCAACACGCCAACGCUGACGCCCUUUCCCGGCGGCCAUGUUCUGUUAGUGGCUGCAGCUACUGCGACCGGCGGGAUGCCAUGGAGUUGGAGCUGCGUGGGGAAGCGACUGCUGCUGGACCGUCAUGCUGCACCUUGGAGGCUUGGGUCCAGAGUGGCUGGAGGCCACCCUGGGAAGGAGUGAUGGGACCCUACGCUGCCACCAAAGGCUUUUGGAGCAAGUUUGCUGUGUUACGCAUGAAGGACGGCGUGUUGCAGCGUGCCUGGAAGGAACCAGCCACCGGGGAGGAGAGAUGGCAGGUGGUAGUGCCCGGAGCUCUUAAAGAGAUGCAUCGAUGGGACGUAGAGGACUUCUGCCGGCGCUGUGACGAGUGUGCGGCCUACAAGGGACCUCAAGACCAAUCGCACGCACCGCUUCAGCAACACAGGGUUGGGGCGCCCAUGGAGAGGGUUGCUGUGGACAUUAUGGGCCCUUUCCCCAUGACGGACAGAGGGAACCGUUACGUGCUAUGUGCGAUGGACUAUUUUACUAAGUGGCCCGAGGCAUACGCACUGCCAGACCAAGAGGCGGAGACACUGGCGGAUGCGCUACUGGAGGGCAUGUUCUGUCGGUUUGGGACUGCAGAUAUCCUCCACAGUGACCAAGGUAAAAAUUUUCAGUCCAAAGUUUUUGCUGCUCUUUGUAAACGCCUGGACAUGCAGAAAACACGCACCACACCUUUGCAUCCGCAGAGCGAUAGUCUUGUGGAACGAUUUAACCGCACCAUGCAGCAGCAGCUCGCCAUCCUCACCUCCAAACACCAACGUGAUUGGGACCAGCACAUUCCGCUGGUACUGAUGGCUUAUCGUUCAGCGGUCCAAAGUUCCACGAGCUGUACUCCUGCUCUGCUGAUGCUGGGCCGGGAAAUUCGGACACCGGCAGGGAUGGCGUUUGGAAGACCUCCCGGCAGCUCAGAGGACCAGCCGGGGCUGGAGUAUGCCCGGAAACUGCAGGAUCGGCUGGAGGCAGCGCACGCAUUCGCGCGGGACCAGCUGGAGAAAGCCGGCGCACGUCAACAGCGAAACUAUGACUUGCGGAGUAAGGGGCGUAACUUCCAGACUGGGGAACUGGGAUCCUUAGUCAAACUGCACAUUCCGGCAUAUCUACAGAUACUGUGGGUGUGCCUUUGA
Molecule: messenger RNA, 1913 nt
Organism: Hippocampus zosterae (dwarf seahorse)
Lineage: Eukaryota; Metazoa; Chordata; Actinopteri; Syngnathiformes; Syngnathidae
Biological process (GO): DNA integration
Molecular function (GO): nucleic acid binding
Source: RefSeq, a predicted model, not a curated record